Drosophila eugracilis is the source of this 6857-nucleotide messenger RNA. RefSeq names its product hemicentin-1 (gene ed). Gene Ontology annotation, biological process: cell-cell adhesion. Gene Ontology annotation, cellular component: cell-cell junction. Bases 1217 to 5212 code for a protein of 1331 amino acids. The record is from RefSeq and is a predicted model, not a curated record. NCBI's taxonomy places the organism in Eukaryota, Metazoa, Arthropoda, Insecta, Diptera, Drosophilidae. The transcript is spliced from 8 exons. Gene Ontology annotation, molecular function: cell adhesion molecule binding.
CUGGCAAAGGAACAGAGUAAUCGAAAACAAAAACCAACAAAAGUUAAUAAAUAUAUUAAAAAUAUCUGUAUAACAAAAGUUAUUUGAAACAAACAACAGUUAAAACUCAAAGAAGAAAUAGAAGAGAAGCUAAGAUAAAUAAGAAAAAACGCAGCAUCUGCGUCAUCGCUCCCUCUCUCUCCGCAUCACUCUUCUCCAUCCUCGAUCUCUGGCGAUCGGUCUGUCCCCCUCGCUCUCGCACACCUUUACUGAUUUACCUGGAAAACAGGUUUGCCUUCCAAUCUCUGAGAGUGUGUGUGUUUGUGUGUUUCAACGUGUCUUUGUGCGAGUUUCUUGGAAACCUUUUAAGUGAUUUUCUUACCUGCUCAAAAGUACAACAAGCAAAGCAAUAAAACAUGUUGCAACUCUAAAACAACAACAACAACAUCUACGAAAUAGUGUGAAGCACAAAUGCAAUUAUAACUGUGAAAAAAGGAGAGGUUAGAAAGGUGAAGCGCAGAUAACGAUAAAAGUGACCAAAGGGAGUUGCCGAGAAAUUAAACUUGAAAUCAUCGAAAAACGUUUAAUAAAUGCAAAUUGUAAAAGUAAUAAGUAUUAAAACAUAAGGAAUAUAAAGAAAUGCCUAAAACCUAACCUAACCAAGAGAAGGAGAAACCCAAAGAGAAACCCACAAAAAUGUUUCUUUAAGACGAAAUUCAUAAAUGUCCCAUAAAAGAACCCUGUAAAAACUCAAAAAGUGCAUUACAAAAACCCUAAAAAGCAGUGUUAUUGUUGACUACCAACAUGUUGUUAAUAACAAAUACCUAAAGAAAAACACAAAAGCAAAGAAAGAACCACAAAAAAACGAUAAAAGAAAAUCUUAAAAUCAAAGUUUAAUCAGCAUCAUCAUUCUUAACCCUUUUCAGUUGUUCUUCCUCGUUUUCGGAUACCCAUUACAAGUUCCAUGUGCAAUAAAUAAUAAACAACAAAUAAUAUUAACUGAAUAGUAAACAAAAACAUUUUCCAACGCAAUGGAGCGUUGCAACAACAACAACUGCAACUGCAGCAGCUAGAAGAAGCUGAAAGAACCGCUAUCAUUGCAAGAAGAAGAAGAGCUGCGGUAAUAGCAAAACCUAUUUUCGGAAAGGAAAAUCGGAAGUAGCUAUUCCACCCCCAUCCAAAGAUAAGGAAAAUCAAACAAAACAUAAAACAGAUAAAAUAAUAAAGGAGUGACGAUAUGAGGCGAACGACAGCCACGGAAGAGAUGGCAACAGUCGAUAGGAGGAGUGCGAGGAGAGCAGCGCUAAAUAUUUGGAACUUUCUUCUUAUCGCUCUCGUAGCGCUGAGCUCCAUGAUUCUAGCCGAUGAAUCGAUUGACACACGCGAAAACGCCGACUUAACCCUCAAGUGCCGGUUUAACGACAAGUACGAGGCGGACGACUUCUCGUUUUUCUGGACCCGCUGGACAGCGAAUCCCGCUCAAUUUGAUAACGUGGCCAUCGGCGACGUGCAGUUGAGUUCCGGCUAUAGACUCGACUUUCAACCGGAGCGCGGCAUUUACGAUCUGCAGAUCAAGAAUGUGUCCUACAACCGGGACAACGGCCGCUUCGAGUGCCGGAUCAAGGCCAAGGGAACGGGCGCAGACGUCCAUCAGGAGUUCCACAAUCUCACAGUCCUCACACCACCCCACCCUCCCGUGAUCUCGCCCGGCAACAUAGCCGUGGCCACCGAGGACAAGCCCAUGGAGCUCACAUGCAGCAGCAUUGGCGGCUCUCCCGAUCCCACCAUAACUUGGUAUCGCGAGGGCUCCAACUCUCCCCUGCCAGCCACUGUUCUGAAGGGCGGCACCAAGGACCAGCCCACCAAUGCCACUCUGUCCAUCAUUCCUCGGAGGGAAGAUGAUGGUGCCAAGUACAAGUGCGUAGUCAGAAAUCGUGCCAUGAACGAGGGAAAACGAUUGGAGGCGACGGCCACUUUGAAUGUCAACUAUUACCCCCGAGUCGAGGUUGGACCCCAGAAUCCUUUGCGGGUGGAACGUGACCGGACUGCCAAGUUGGAGUGUAACGUGGAUGCCAAGCCGAAGGUUCCCAACGUCCGAUGGAAUCGCGAUGGGCGGUUCAUCAGCUCCUCAUUAGUUCACACGAUCCUUCGAGUGAAUGUUCAAGAUGCUGGCAAGUACACCUGCAUUGCGGACAAUGGUCUUGGAAAGACUGGAGAACAGGAGCUCAUCCUGGACAUCCUGUACCCGCCUCAGGUGGUGAUAGAAUCGAAGACUCGCGAGGCUGAGGAGGGAGAUACAGUGACCAUUCGCUGCAAUGUGACCGCCAAUCCUGCUCCAGUAACUAUCGAAUGGCUGAAGGAGAACAGUCCCGACUUCCGUCACAACGGCAACGUGCUCACCCUGAAUUCCGUGAGGGCUGAUCAUGCCGGGAACUACAUCUGCCGAGCCGUAAACAUAAUCCAAAGCCAGGGAAUGGAGCGGAGCGAACGAGUGGGAAACUCAACGGUGGCCCUGCUAGUCCGCCAUCGACCAGGACAAGCCUAUAUCACGCCGAACAGGCCCGUGGUUCAUGUUGGAAAUGGUGUUACCCUGACCUGCUCCGCCAAUCCUCCGGGAUGGCCAGUUCCCCAGUACAGAUGGUUCAGGGACAUGGACGGAGAGUUCUCCAGCACGCAGAAAAUCCUCGCUCAAGGUCCGCAGUACUCCAUACCCAAGGCUCACUUGGGCAACGAGGGAAAGUACCAUUGCCAUGCUGUGAAUGAACUGGGAAUCGGAAUGAUGGCCACCAUUGUCCUGGAGAUCCACCAGCCGCCGCAGUUCUUGGCUAAGCUCCAGCAGCACAUGACCAGGAGGGUGGCCGAUACGGACUACACGGUCACCUGCAGUGCCAAGGGUAAACCAGCUCCCAGUGUUAAGUGGCUGAAGGAUGCUGUGGAAAUCCUGCCAGAGGAAAACCUCUACGAAGUACAGACCAAUCCUGACCAGGGUCUCAACGGCAUGGUCACGGUGCAGAGUCAGCUGAAGUUCAGAGGAAAGGCCCGGCCAAAUGGCAAUGCCCUGGUGCCCGGGGAUCGCGGCUUGUACACCUGCUUGUACCAAAACGAAGUCAACUCGGCCAACUCAUCCAUGCAGCUGAGGAUCGAGCACGAACCCAUCGUGCUCCAUCAAUAUAACAAGGUGGCCUUCGAUAUCAGAGAGACCGCCGAAGUCGUUUGCAAGGUUCAGGCCUACCCGAAACCCGAGUUCCAAUGGCAGUUCGGCAAUAAUCCAUCGCCUCUGACCAUGUCCUCGGACGGUCACUACGAGAUUAGUACCACCACGGAUAACAAUGACAUCUAUACGUCCGUGCUGAAGAUCAACUCGCUGACUCAUUCGGACUAUGGAGAAUACACCUGCCGAGUGGCCAACACUUUGGAUACGAUUCGAGCUCCCAUCAGGUUGCAGCAGAAGGGACCCCCGGAGAAGCCGACCAAUCUGAGAGCCACCGAAGUGGGUCACAACUAUGUGUCCCUGAGCUGGGAUCCCGGAUUCGAUGGUGGUCUGAGCAAGACCAAGUUCUUCGUUAGCUAUCGCCGUGUGCCCAUGCCGAGGGAGGAACAGAUAAUCCCAGAUUGCGCCACUUUGGCCAACUCGAACUCCGCUUGGGUGGAAGUUGAUUGCCAGCGUGAUAUUCCCUGCAAGGUGACAGCCCUUGAGCAGCACCAGAGUUAUGCCUUCAAGGUCAAGGCCCUCAAUCCGAAGAGUGAUUCCCCUUACUCCAGUGAAAUUAUGGUGACAACCAAGGUCAGCAGGAUUCCCCCACCACUGCAGGUGACCUACGAGCCCAGCACCCGAACUCUGGGCAUCGAUGUCGGUGCCACCUGUUUGUCCCUGGUGGCCGUUGUGGAGUCCAUGGUGAAUGCGGAUACUCCAAUGCCCACCUGGGAGGUGGUGGCCACCAUGGAUAACCUUCAGCUGUCCGGAAAUGGACCCACCCACAAGGAGAAGGUCAUCGACAGAAUAAUCGGCGCCAGGAGAAUCGGAGGCGGACGUGCUUUGGGCCACACCAUCAGCGAGGAUGAGAAUGACAAUGGUCUGAACUCUCUGGCCCUCGAGGACGAAAACAGUCCCACUGUGCGGGUCAAGUUGUGCCUGAGGACCAAUCCAGAGCACUGUGGGGACUACACGGAUGCGGAAAUUGGCCGACCUUAUAUAGCAGAGGCCAAUGCCCUGGCCACGCCCACUCUGAUUGCGAUAAUUGUGUCCUGCGUGGUCUUCGCCCUCUUCGCCGGCCUGAUCCUGAUGUUCUGUCGCUGCAAGCGGAAUCAAUCUAAGAAGAGUGCCGCCGCCAAGGACUACGAAAUGGACUCGGUGCGUCCUUCGAUUGUGGCUGCCCAGCAGAACCAGGCCCCGCCCCCGUAUUACCCCGCCUCUGGCCUGGACAACAAGGCCUUGGAGCACUCGAUGGAUCUCGCCCUGAGCAUGGAGGAUCAGAAAACCGCGCUCUAUGCCACCCAGAAUGGAUACAGCUAUCACCCUGGAAGUGGGGUGGUGGGCGUUGGCCUUGGAGGCGUUGGCGUAAGCGGAAGCGUGGUCAGCGGAAUGGGCGGCGGAGUGGUGGGCGUGGGAGGAAUCGGAGGCAGUGGCGUCGGCGUCAAUGGAAUACCUGGUCUCAACGCGCACACGAUUCCCGGAAAUGAAUGGGUCAACAUGGGCUACAUGGAGAACAACUACUCGAAUUCGAACAACGGCGGCAGUGUCAACUCGCAGGAUUCCUUGUGGCAGGUGAAGAUGUCGGCAGCAGCGGUGAACAGCCAACAGGGCAUGGUCCAGGCCCCUCUUAACCAGUAUGUGGAGCAGCAGCCCGCCUACGGAUACGAUCCGUUGACCCACGGAGGCUAUGGGGCGGUGGACGACUACGCCCCCUAUCCCCACCUCACGGCCACGCCCAGCCAGGUGGGCGACGAGUACCACAACUUGCGCAACAGCCAGAAUCCGUCCCGGCAGGACUACUGCAGUGAUCCCUAUGCAUCCGUGCAAAAGCCGAAGAAGCGAGUCGAUCAGCAUUUAGAUUCACCAUAUCACGACGUAAGCGGCCUGCCCAAUCCCUACAACAUGGAGCACUUGGAACAGGACGAGGUCCUGCCACCGCAGCAGCACAUUUCCCUCAGCUACGACGACAGUUUCGAGGGUGAAUAUUCGACAACGCCGCAUGCCAGGAAUCGUCGCGUCAUACGCGAGAUUAUUGUCUAGGAAAAUCUAGUUCGAAAGCGUAAAAUCAGCACUCAAAAUAUUCUGUAAACACCAUACACACACUCUUACACACACACACACACGCUAAAUUCCAUGAUCAUCGACGCGAAAUCACCCAUUUUAUUCUCAUUUUAACUUCCUGCUCGACUGCCAGCAGCAGAUCUUUUGAAAAGUGGCCAUUUUGAAUACUUUUUUUAAUAUAUUACUUCGAUGUAAGUUUAGUUUGAGGGAUAGGACGAACGUGUGUUGAGUUUUAUUGGCAACGAAAGAUAUAUACAUAUAUAUACCAUAUACCAUAUACCCUAGGAUUAGAGUCGCGAUCUAUCAUUGCUCUAGUUCAGCACCUUGUUGACACAACACAACACAACACUAUACGACGCGACACUGAGAGAAAUACAGCCCGAGAAACACACGGAUUAAACCAUCACUGGACAAGCACUAAAUGUUACGAUUUACCAGGUAGCAUAGAGCUAAGUAGUAGUUAAUAUUAACGGUCAUCUAGGUCCCAGUUGCAACAAACGAACUUUAAACUGUAAGCAGAAAGGCGGAAUUACGGAAUUACGGAAUUUCGAUCGAAACAAAAUCUCACUUUUCACCUAGGCUUAGGCUAAUUAACUCGUAAGUGAUUCUUGUUGGGUCUGUGCGGUGUUCGCGGGCACAGGUCCACGAAAAGUAAAGGAUAUACAUAAACAGUACGACCUGCCACAGAAAAUCAAGAAAAACACAAAAAAAUCGAAACAAAGGAAACAAAACUUACCUUAAACUAAUUUUAAAUUUUUAAAUAACUCUGAGAAAAACGAAAAACAAAAAACGUUGCUUUAAGUAAGUUAUAUGAUACGAAAACAAAACUAAAGUACAGAGAACUUUAAAAAAUUAUUAAAAAUAAUUGAAAAAGAUUAAGAAAACAUAAAAAAAAAAAAAAAAAAAAAACAAAAAACAAAAACAACAAAUCCUCCAUUCAGAAAACUUUAAUUUAAUUUACAAAAUUUAGCAACUAACUGUUCUGUUUUCCAUUCGUUCAAGCUUUGUGUUGAAAUUCAAAAUUUUAAUUGUAAUUACCUGUAAUUAAGCCGACUAGGAAGUUAUGUUGACCACGCAUACCUAUUGAGUUGAAUAUAAAUGUUUUGUUUGUGCAUUGCGUUGUGUUUUUAACCCUUAUCGUGUGCUUUGCAACUUUUUGACAAUGGCACGGACACGGAGACGAGAGAGGAAACACUUUUUGUAGCUAAGACUUAAAUGUAAAUACAUGUGUAAUUGUAUAUAUUUACUUGACUUGCAAAGUAAAUAAGCAGCAGCGGCAACUUAAAUUAAAUUGUAGUUAAUUUUAAAAAAUUUCAAAAUGAAUUUAAUUAGUAAGCAAGUGUUUAAGAGCAAAUGCCACAAAAUAAAGCGGAUAAAACGAAUUAAGAAACCUUAAGCAGACAUGAAAAUCUCGUUGAAUGAACAAAACAGAAUAUACGAGCGGGAAACUUUAUUAUAUAAAUUAUACACUCUAAACCAGAUAAGCGGAUAUACAUUAUAUAUAUACACGUACAUAUACAUAUACUUAUUAUUUGUAAAUAAGUAAAGCAUCAUUUUGAUUUGAAGGCCCCAAGCGAACCGGAAUCCAUUCAAAAUAUAUUUCCAAACUCUACAAAAACCGAAA